GCGCCCUCUACUCAAUAUAUAUGCAUUAAAAUUUACGCCGGAAAGUAGGCAGCUUAUUCUACACAUUGGCCACCAGCUGUUCUAUAUAAAUACUCAACAAUUAGUUAAAUUUUCAUUAAAUACGCAGGUAAAUGAUAAGAUAAUGUAAAUAGAAGUAUAAUAUAUUAACCUCUAUUACCAUACUACUCCCAUAUUUUCCAAGAUGAUUGUGCUUGUAACGGGAGGCAGUGGGCUUGUUGGCAGUGCCAUACGAGAAUUAAUUGAAAGCAAUCCAGUAGAAGGUGAAAAAUGGGUGUUUUUAAGCAGUAAAGAUGCAAAUUUGUGUAAUUAUGAAGAAACUCUGCAAUUGUUUCAAAAACACAAGCCUACACAUGUGAUACAUCUUGCUGCAAUGGUUGGUGGCUUGUUUCAGAAUAUGUCACAUAAUUUGGACUUUUUUAAAAGCAAUCUAGACAUGAAUAACAACAUCCUCCAAGCGAGUUUCGAGUGUAAAGUAUCCAAAGUAGUAUCAUGCCUAUCCACCUGUGUCUUCCCCGACAAAGUAACAUAUCCCAUCACUGAGGAAAUGGUGCAUUUAGGUCCUCCACAUCCGAGUAACUUUGGUUACAGCUACGCGAAACGCAUGAUAGACGUCGCAAAUCGCGCUUAUCACGAACAACACGGCUGUCAAUUCACCGCAGUGAUACCCUGCAACAUAUUCGGCCCGCAUGAUAACUUCAAUCCGCAAUCCUCACACGUUAUUCCUGGUUUAAUGCAUCGUAUGUACAACACCAUACAAAAUGGCGGCGAGAGUUUCACUGUGAUGGGAUCAGGAAAACCUCUGCGACAGUUUAUUUACAGCAAGGAUCUAGCAAGAUUGUUUGUUUGGGUGUUGAGAGAGUAUCAAGAGAUAGAUCCAAUAAUAUUAUCAGUUGAUGAAUCGGAUGAGAUAACAAUCAAGAACGCAGCUGAAACAAUCGCCAGCGCGUUUGGGUAUCAAGGAGAGUUGGUUUUUGAUACUUCCAAAGCAGAUGGACAGUUUAAGAAGACUGCUAGCAAUGGAAAACUGCGAAAGUAUUGUCCAGACUUCAAAUUCACACCUUUUCAACAAGCUGUGAAGGAAACAGUUGAUUGGUACAAGGAAAACUAUCAUACAGCACGCAAUUAGCUUUAGAAUUGAAAAUAUUAUCUUAAAAUUAAGUUUUGGUUUAAUUUUGAAAGAUUUUGAACGUUUUAAUUGCAAAAACAAGGAAGUUAUGAGUGUGUAAAGUUGUGAUUGAUGCAAUGAUUGAGUAAUUAUACUCAGGUUUUAUUAAAUUACUCAAAAACUACCUAAAACAUUGAAAAACUGCGUGAAAUAUUCUAUUUUGGAGGUUUUAGUGUUUUGAGGUUAAGAUAGGUGAUAUUCUUAGUAAAAACUGAAUUUAAACAAUUAUACAAUGAAAUUUAGUUGUUUUUAGAUAUACAUUUAGGUAAAGGAUUAAAUUUUGCACGUUUUGCUGGUUA
Dalotia coriaria is the source of this 1485-nucleotide messenger RNA. RefSeq names its product GDP-L-fucose synthase-like protein (gene Gmer). Gene Ontology annotation, biological process: nucleotide-sugar biosynthetic process. Gene Ontology annotation, molecular function: GDP-L-fucose synthase activity. Bases 203 to 1147 code for a protein of 314 amino acids. Lineage: Eukaryota; Metazoa; Arthropoda; Insecta; Coleoptera; Staphylinidae. The record is from RefSeq and is a predicted model, not a curated record. The transcript is spliced from 5 exons.